AACGCAAUGUGGACGGAAACGGAACGGCAACGGAAAGCGGAAUGUUUGCGGUUUGUACUAAAAUAAAUCCGCUACUCUUGCCGUGAUUUUAAAACGCAAUGAACAUCAGCGGAUUAUGCGCGGUUAAUGUUUGACGUUUAUUUGUUGUCAAGUUAUUUAGCAUAGGCAUUUGGUAUUUUCAUAUCAUAAGUAUGGCAUCGAAUAUUCUGCGUGCAGUUGAAGCAAUCCGAACCAUCCAACAACUGCGAACCAUUCGAGAUAUACAGAAUGGGAACAUCAAGAAAGAUCGACGAUGGUGGAUUCGCCCAUCUAAUCUAAACAGGGCAACGGAAGGAUUUUUUGAGACCGCCUACCAGCUGAUGAGAGAACGCGAUCCGGAAUAUUUUUUCCGCUGUACGAGGAUGUCUUCGUACACUUUUGAUUUGCUGCUCUCUAAAAUCAAGCAUCGACUAGAAAAGUUUUCAAUAAGAACUCCUAUUUCUCCUGAGUGUCGACUGUUCGUGACCUUGGUAUACUUGUCAGGGGGAUCAAGUAUAUUUUAUGUCUCUAGACUAUUCCGCCUUGGUGUUACAACCGUCAGAGAGAUAACCCAGGAAGUCACGCAAGUACUGUGGGAAGAAUUGAAGCAUGAUUAUCUGCCGGAAGUGGACGGACAACAGUGGCAGAGAUACAGUGCAGAGUUUGAGUCCCGCUGGAACCUGCCACAUUGCUGUGCUGCUGUUGAUGGCAAACAUGUUACGAUAACAUGUCCACCGAACUCAGGGUCGAUGUAUUAUAAUUAUAAAAAGCAGUACUCCAUAGUACUGAUGGCUAUGUGUGACGCAAACUAUAAUUUCGUUGGCGUUGACAUAGGUGCCUACGGAGGAAAUGCUGACGGAAGCGUAUUCGCUCAAAGUGCUUUCGGAUACCGCCUCCUGCACGGAGAGCUAGAACUACCACAACCAUCUGCGCUACCUAAUGGAGACGUUCUUCCUUACUUCAUCGUUGGAGAUGCUGCAUUCCCACUUAAAUCAAAUUUGAUGCGACCAUAUCCCGGAAGGAACCUGGAAAUCCUUCAAGAAAAUUUUAACUACAGGCUUUCUAGAGCACGCAGGACUAUUGAGAAUGCUUUUGGUGUGUUGGUGGCCCGCUGGCGUAUUCUCCUCUCACCACUGCAAUUGCAACCUGAUGCAGCUGAAAACAUUGUGAAGGCCUCGGUCGUUUUGCACAAUUUUGUCAAAAGACAUAAUGCGAAUCAAUACGCACCACCCAGCUUCGUCGAUCAUAUUGGUCAGGAAGGUGAAAUUAUCGUACCCGGUGAGUGGAGGUCGCAAGUUGAUCCUCUUGUCGGAAUCGAUAGUGAUUUUGUACAGCGAGGGAACAAUGCAGCUAGGAAUGCGUACCAAGCAAGAGACGUUUUGGCAAAAUACUUGCUAGAAACGCGAUUCCGCUAGCAUAAGUAUCACAGAAUGAAGUUUUAUUAAUUCCUAAAUAAGCAAUAUAAACGCUAAUUAUUGA
Molecule: messenger RNA, 1497 nt
Organism: Aedes aegypti (yellow fever mosquito)
Lineage: Eukaryota; Metazoa; Arthropoda; Insecta; Diptera; Culicidae
Product: protein ALP1-like
Exons: 2
Coding region: 192-1433 (413 amino acids)
Source: RefSeq, a predicted model, not a curated record